This is a messenger RNA of Lactuca virosa, 1451 nucleotides long. The record is from the annotation of a GenBank genome assembly. NCBI's taxonomy places the organism in Eukaryota, Viridiplantae, Streptophyta, Magnoliopsida, Asterales, Asteraceae.
AUGGAGCUCAUGUUCGUCGGUGCCGGUGCGGACUCACUUCGAUCAAUUGAUGAGCACUCCAUUUUAGAUUCUCCAAACAGGGAAAAGCUCCUUGAGACGAGUGUCAGUCGGUGGUGCAUCGAUACCAUGGCUAUUGUUGAGAACGGUGUGUCGAAUAACCAGGUGGAAUCAAAGGAUGCUGAUCAGACAGAGUCUUCGAUUUUGAUUUCGAGGUCAAAUCAGGAGAAGAAGAUAACGUCUAAUAACACAAACGGCACUUUAAUAAAUGGAAAUGGUGUCUCGAAUCAUCCUCAGCAUCAUUUGGUAGUGAAUGGGGCUGAUCGCCAUGGCCAUGAAGAGGGUUUUAAGAAAGAUAUGAGAGAUUUGGAGGAAAUCCUGUCGAAAUUAAAUCCUAUGGCUGAAGAAUUUGUUCCCCCUUCACUCUCCAAGAACGUUUAUAAUAGGGCUUUACUACAACCACCAUCUCCUGCAACUCACUUUGGUUAUGCUGCUGUUAAUGAUUUCCUACUCCAAAAUAACCACACAGCUUUUGCCAAUGUCGAUGGCAUUAACACCGGAAGGAAGAAGGGUAAUUUUAGCAAUGGAAAGAGGAGGAUGAAUAGCCGAACUAACUUGGCACAACAAGAAGAUGCCAUUAAGAGAACAGUUCAUGUGUCCGACAUUGAUCAACAGGUAACUGAAGAACAACUUGCAGCACUUUUUAUUCAUUGUGGACAGGUUGUUGAUUGCCGUGUAUGUGGUGACCCUAAUUCUGUUCUUCGUUUUGCUUUUGUUGAGUUUACUGAUGAGGAAGGUGCAAAGAAUGCAUUGACUCUUGCUGGAACAAUGCUUGGUUUCUAUCCAGUUAGGGUUUUGCCUUCAAAGACUGCAAUAGCACCAGUGAAUCCCACUUUUCUGCCUCGAUCUGAAGAUGAAAGGGAAAUGUGUGCAAGGACUAUUUAUUGUACUAACAUUGAUAAGAAGGUUACUCAGGCAGAUGUCAAACUCUUUUUUGAAUCACUUUGUGGAGAGGUUUAUCGCUUGAGGUUGCUUGGAGACUAUCAUCAUUCCUCUCGUAUUGCAUUUGUGGAGUUUGUGAUGGCCGAGAGUGCAAUUGCUGCCCUGAACUGUAGCGGUGCGGUAUUGGGAUCAUUGCCGAUAAGGGUAAGUCCUUCGAAGACUCCGGUGCGCCCACGUGCACCUCGCCCUGCCAUGCAUUGAUGAUGGGUUUGGUGGUGGUGGUGGUGGUGAUAGUUAUUAUCUAUCUAAAUAUACACCUACACAACGUAGUAGAUUAUAUUACAUCAAACUUAUUGACUGUUUAUGUUUGUUUAUGUUUGUUCAUUUGUGUUAUGCAUCUCGGAGUCUCAAUAUGUUUAUAGAGCUAUCUGUUUAAAAUUGUAGAGAGAUGGGAACAAGCAUACAGUUUUGUUUCAGCUUUUAAUUUUUAUUUUUUUUUAUAUAUUUAUGAU